AUGGCGGAAGGUACCCCAGGUAUUUCAAAUGAACAACUUGGUCCUGGGGAUGAAGUGUGGGUGGAGGAGGAGGAAGAGAUUUGCAUGACUGGGCCAUGCCUGUGCCUCUUUUGUGCUGAAAUUGGUGCAAGUGCUGAGGCUUGUCUCAACCAUUUGCAAUCACAGCAUCAGGUCGACCUGAAAGGAAUCUGUGAAAAAUUAUCACUGUCUUCAUACGGUUACAUUCAGAUGAUCAACUACAUUAGAAAACAUAAAAUUAGUGCUUCUGAGCUAAAUAGCAUUUCAAGCAAAGAUACACCCUGGAAAGAUCCACAGUACCUUGUUCCAGAAAACAACGAGGACUCUCUUCUCAUGCUUGACAUAGUGCCAUAUAACUAUCCAGACAUGGAUCUUCAGCAUGGACGGCAAGAACCUCUUGGAGCCGAAAAUGGUUCAGUUCUGAACACUGAUACAAUGAAUGGCUACAAUUUGUCUCAAGCCGAACUUGAUGAAAAACUGAAAAGUUCUGAGCACAGGUGUAAUGAACUGCAUGGAGAAUUACAACGAGCAGUUAGGGACUUGACCAAAAUUCAAGAAUGUGUGAAAGAUCUAUACAUGAGGGCAGAGUCUUCCACCCCAAAUAGCUGCUGCAAUGCAAUUCAGGAAUUACGUGAAGACGAAGAUGAGGCUUAUUUUGGGUCUUAUAGCCACUUCAGUAUUCAUAGAGAUAUGCUUCAGGAUCGUGUACGGACAGAAGCAUACCAAAAUUUUAUUCUUUCCAACAAAGAAGUAUUCCAAGACAAAGUAGUUCUUGAUGCAGGCUGUGGAACUGGUAUUCUUUCCAUGUUUGCUGCUAAGGCUGGGGCAAAGAAAGUUAUUGCCAUUGACCAAUCAGAAAUUGUUUACAAAGCUAUUGAUAUUGUCAAAGAAAAUGGCUUUGAAGAUGUCAUUCAUGUAUCAAGAGGUAAAAUUGAAAAUACGAUGUCAGCUGUAGACAAGGUGGAUAUUAUUAUUACAGAAUGGAUGGGGUAUUUUCUUCUUUUUGAAUCUAUGCUGGACACUAUUUUGUUUGCAAGAGAUAAAUUCCUUGUCCAAGGAGGUCUGAUUUUUCCCAAUAAAUGUUCCACACAUCUUGUGGCGAUUGAUGAUGAAGGGAUGAGGAAGACUCAUGUCCAGUUCUGGGAUGAUGUUUAUGGCUUCAAGAUGGGGUGUAUGAAGACAGAUGUGAUCCGAGAGGCCAGUGUAGAAAUUGUCAAGCCAAAUACAGUCAUAUCAGAGUCCUGUGUUCUUAAGGAGAUUGAUAUUAGCACAAUCACAUUGAAAGGAUUGGACUAUACCGUUCCUUUGUCCUUGAAAAUGACUCUGGACGGCAAUAUCACUGCACUGGUUGGCUAUUUUGAUGUCAUUUUUGAUGGUGCCAACAUGAAAACUGUUAUCUUUUCUACUAGUCCACAGUGGGAACCAACUCACUGGAAGCAAACUAUUUUCCUAGUCGAACCACCCAUACCUGUGAAGAAAGAUGAUAUUUUGACAGGAACAUUAAGCUGCAUGAAAAACAAAAAGGCUCCACGAACUUUAAUUGUACAAAUCACAUUGGCUGAAUGGCACGCUUCUUAUAUAAUCGAAUAA
Messenger RNA from Acanthosepion pharaonis, 1608 nucleotides. Lineage: Eukaryota; Metazoa; Mollusca; Cephalopoda; Sepiida; Sepiidae. The record is from the annotation of a GenBank genome assembly.